CCUCCCUCCCUGUCUCAGGGUAUGAUGGGCGGAUUGGGCCGGAAGCAGCAUGGCGGCCUCACAGCCCCGGACACAGGUUCCAAGUAACCAUGCUGUGUAUGAGAAAUACUUUCGUCAGGUGGAGUCUGGUAACACUGGACGAGUUUUGGCUGCAGAUGCUGCACAAUUCCUAAAGAAAUCUGGACUCUCAGAUCCGAUCUUGGGAAAUAUUUGGCAUUUGACUGAUAAGGAGCGCAAAGGAUAUCUAAACAAGCAGGAUUUUUUUGUGGCCCUGCAGCUUGUGGCCUGUGCUCAGAAUGGAAUGGAAGUGUCCCUCAGUGGUCUUAAAGCAGUGGUGCCUCCGCCCAAAUUUCAUGAUACUGGAAGCCCGUUGCUGGUAGGACCUGCAGUUUCUGCAGACGUUCCAUGGGCUGUUAAGGUGGAAGAAAAAUCCAAAUACGAUGCAAUCUUUGACAGUUUAAUCCCUGCCAAUGGGUUCCUGUCUGGAGACAAGGUCAAACCUGUGCUACUCAACUCCAAACUGUCUGUUGAGGUCCUGGGACGGGUCUGGGAGUUAAGUGACAUCGACCGUGAUGGAUUAUUGGACCGCGAUGAGUUUGCAGUUGCAAUGUUUUUGGUUUACUCUGCCCUUGAAAAGGAGCCAGUUCCCAUGUCCUUGCCUCCAGCUCUGGUGCCCCCAUCGAAGAGAAAACCAAUUCAAUCUGCUUCAUCACCUCCAAUUAUUCCUCCACUUCCGAUGCCACCUUCCAAAGAGCCACGUCACUCGUUGCCACCAGUUGGAAUCCUGCCAACUAAAGCCCCAGCGACGCAGUGGGUUGUGUCACACACCGAAAAAACUAAAUAUGAUGACAUUUUCCAAAAACUAGACAAAGAUAUGGAUGGCUUGGUUUCUGGAGUGGAAGUGCGAGAGAUCUUCCUGAAAACGGGUUUGCCUUCAGGAUUACUUGCCCAUAUCUGGUUUCUGUGUGACACAAAAGACUGCGGGAAACUCACUAAGGAGCAGUUUGCUUUAGCCUUCCAUUUCAUCAAUCAUAAAUUAGUGACGGGCAAUGACCCCCCUCAUGUUCUAACUCCUGAAAUGAUCCCCCCAUCUGAGAGACUGGCUGCAGCUACGGUCCCAGCUGCUCCCAGUCCUGUUGCUGAUUUCUCUGCUAUCAAAGAACUGGACCAUUUAAAUAAUGAGAUAGUGGAUUUACAAAAGGAGAAAAGCAAUGUGGAACAGGAGCUGAACGAGAAGGAGGAAGCUGUGAAACAGAGGACGGGUGAGAUUCAGGAUCUACAAGAUGAAGUGGAGCGAGAAAGCGCUAAUUUGCAGAAACUGCAGGCAAACAAGCAGGAAGUGCAAGAGGUCCUGGAAGGAUUGGAUGAGCAGAAAGCAAAACUCGAGCACCAGCUUCAGGAUCUAAGACUGAAAUGUGAAGAGGAGACCCGUCAGAUUGCCUCCCUGAAAAUGGAGAUCGCCAACCAAGAGACACAGAUUUCAUCGUACGAGGAUGAGUUAAUCCAGACAAGAGACGAGUUGAGCCGUCUUCAAGAGGAGACUGCACAGCUAGAGGAGAACCUAAAGAAUGGGAAGGAGAGACUGGAGCCCCUCGAACAAGAACUGCAGGAAUCCCAGCUGGAGAUACAUGUAAUCCAGGGGAAACUUCAAGAAUUAGAGGAUGAAAACACAGAGAAUCACAUUAGUGAUAACCUGAGCUGGCGCAACCAUCUAAAUCUGCCACUCGUGAAUGGCACUGCAGAUAAUGCCAGCCUGAGCAAUAGCAGCAGCGAACCUACAAACCUAUACGAGAGUGCUGGGGAAGAGAGUCCAGCCCAGCAAGAACACCAAAGCCAUGACUCACCUGUGAGGCGCAGCCCAGAGAUAACACAAAACUCCGGCAGUGAUGUGGAGGACAAAGAGGAAAAACCAAAUGUUCCUCCCAUUUCUGAUAAAGUUACAUUUUCAGUGGAUCCUUUCGAUGCCAACCAGAAUACGUCGUUGCCUCCUUCAGUACAAGAGUCAGGCCUGGAUUUCUUCCAGAGUGAUCCUUUUGUUGACAGUGAUCCGUUUAAAGAUGAUCCGUUUGGAAAAAUAGACCCAUUUGGUGGCGAUCCUUUCAAAGACUCCGAUCCUUUUGCUUCCGAUGACUUUUUCAAACCGUCUUCAGCAGAUCCUUUCACGUCCUCCAAAGCAGAUCCUUUCACGUCCUCCAAAGCAGAUCCUUUCACGUCCUCCAAAGCAGAUCCUUUCACGUCGUCCAAAGCAGAUCCUUUCACGUCGUCCAAAGCAGAUCCUUUCACGUCGUCCAAAGCAGAUCCUUUCACGUCCUCCAAAGCAGACCCUUUCACGUCCUCCAAAGCAGAUCCUUUCUCCAGUACAGCAUCACCGAGCAGCUUUCCCUCAGGAGCUGUUGUAAAAAAGAAUGACCCAUUUGCUCCUGGUGGGAUUGUGGUCUCCCCAGCCAAUGAUUCCGUGACCGAGGAUCCAUUUGCGUCUGUGUUUGGUAAUGAGCCCUUGGAAAGUGGAUUUGCCGACUUUAGCACAUUGUCAAAGGUGACUAGCGAUACAGAUGCGUUUGAUGCCAGCACAGACAAGGAAGUGGUGAUCAGUAAGAAUUUGUUUCCUGAUGAAUCAUCACAGCUUGAAGAGGUCCCCCCAGCACUGCCCCCCAAAACUGGAACCCCCACGCGACCAUGCCCGCCCCCUCCAGAAAGGAGGCCUUCUUCUCGAUCUGCUGAAUCGUCAGACUCCUUAAGACACAGCGAUUCCUUCAAGCAAUUUAACAGCUUAUUCAGUGAUUCCGAUGUUGAUCCGUUCACUUUUAGCAAAGGCACAGAGAAAGCCAAAAGCGUCCGUUUCAACACUUACCAGUCGGAGGAUGAUAUGAUCGAAUGGGCGAAGAGGGAAAGUGAGAGAGAAGAGGAGCAGAGACUGUCGAGGCUGAAGCAGCAGGAACAAGAAGAUAUUGAGCUUGCUAUAGCGCUCAGCAAAUCUGAAAUUUCCGAAGCAUGAGAUACCAGAGGCUGCAGGAAGUCUGGUGUCAUAACUAAAUUGUCCGUUUCUGGGUUGGGGGGGAAACAUUUAAGGUGGUUAAGUCUUCCUGUACUUAAAAGUAUUUAAAUGCCCUUUUAACCCUUGCCUUGCUAGAGAGGGCAAAUACAAUAUCAUGGUCUCUUUGUCAGUAAACCGGUAACAAGUCCUACUGUGUUGUGAAUGUGGCAGAGGAGUGAUAUUUGAUAUUUUGUACACCGUUGGUGCUUCCAAAGCCAUCACCUGUGUUUUGCACUGAGUAAUCAAUGGCUGUGUGUUGUUUUAAAUAGAAAUGCAGUUAUAAUGUGUCCUUAUAAUAUCUUUGCUUUACAGAGAUGAUUUAGCAGUAAUACGCUGUUAUUCUUAAAAAGAAACUAUUAUAAAGAAAAAAAUUACUUUUGCUAAGCUGUAGCAUAUGUUGGGUUCCCUGAGUAUUCUACAGUCAGCAGUCUGUCAGUCUAACUGCUUGAAUCACUGGCAAUAGUCUGAUAUACCUGCCUAGAUUAGGACACUGGCCUGUGCUCACGGGUUAUAGACUGAGGCUAAAGGAGGAAUAAAACACUAACAUUGUUUAAAUUAAAGGAUACGACCAUUACAACUUCACAAAGAAGCCCAUAGUAAUAAGUGCUACAGCAUAUAAAAUAUAUUUUUAUAAUGAUUUCUUUUUAAGCCUAAUUCUUUAACUGUUGCCAGAGGGUUCAGCUCGCUCCUCUGUGUUGCUCUCACACGUGAAAUUAUGCUGGAGGAGAUAUUGGGAUAUUUUAUUGGUUCUAGCAAUGCAGUAAAGGAAAGAUAAUAUUCUGAACUAGGCACGCUGGUUAUAAGAUGUGUCUUUCACUCUUGGUGUCCAGAGGCGCAAUGCACGUUUUACUGAUGCUGCUUAGAAUUAUUACUCAUCCUUUAUUCCCCACCUUGUUUUGUCCUGUCUCUUCUCUGGGAACUUGUGCCUUGUUUUUCCCCACUGACCUGCAUUCUCGAAAGUCGAUGAUGCUUCUGCGAUAUGUUACAACUUUGUUACAAGCUUACAGUCACUGUAGUAUCUCAGGCAUUUUAUUAGUACUUUUAGUUUUUGUUGGUGCCAAAACUUCUGAUUGGAGACUCUGAAACUAAGUGACGCUGCAAACCAUGAACAAAAGUCACAAAUAAUUUUCUUUUAAUCUAGGCUGAGUUGUCUUAUUCCUUCAGACUCUGGACCAUGAGCCAAAAGUGUCCACUCAGUGUGCACACUCAGCCAGCUGCUAAUACCAUACUUGCUUCUUAAAAAUCACAUUUUGGGGUUGUGGGGGAGGUUUAAAAGCUUAAUAAGCAGAUUUUUUUUUUUUUUUUUUUUUCAUCCAAAGUCUGAUAACUAGAGGUCUUAACCACCAAUAUAAUCGGAUAUAUGCAUUUUAUGUAUAUAAACUACUAUUAUGCUUUUAUGUAUUCUGAUUUAUAAGUAUGUGUAGCUUGUUUUAUAUGGCGCAUAUCCAACCAUUUAAUUUAUAACCUUCAUGUAGGUCAUUGUAAAACUUUUUGUAGCAUGGUUAUCCAAAAGGUAGAUCUGGAUUUGGAGUUUUACAAUCACUGAGCAUCUAGCAUUUGAACACCCCAGUUUUACACAAUCCACCACCCAAUUUUGGUUUAAUAACACAAAAAAAAAAAAUCUUCCACUCUUUGUUCAGAAAAUCUCAAGAUCAUUCUUUUUACCAAAUCAAAUAGGUAGGUGUCAUACAGUAGAAGCCAAGCCAGAUGGGAAAACUCAACAUAUGAAUGUCUUUGCAUCUGGCUACUGAAUCUUGUGACUCUAAUUGGGGAAGCCCAUCAAAGCACAGCACAAUUCAUAGAAUGAAAUAUUUGUGUAACAGCAUUACUGUCCUCAAUAAGUUGAAUCAACAUGGACUUAUAGUGGAAUUCUGGAACCAAUGUCGUUGCUGUUAAUUAGUACUAUUUUAGUUUGAUUUAUGCUGCCUUCCAGAAAAGUUUAAUGGAACUCGGCAGGCUCAGAGCUAUAAAUGGAUUCAGCUUAGUUUAAUUCCAGAUACCAGGCAAUUCCCAUGUUUGAUUAGUAGAAGAUUGUUUUAACCCCUUAAGGACACCCGUCAUGAUUCCCUUUUAUUCCAGAAGUUGUGUCCUUAAGGGGUUAAAAAGGGUCCGUCCCUGGCAUUAUUAUUAUUAUUUCAGAAAUUAACUCCUUGUGGAGAAAUGAGCAUUUAUGACUGUCAUUGGCCUCCUCUUUUAGAACUUUGACCAGAUUGGUUUAACAGGUUAUACAAGUGGAAAAACCAACUAGCACACUCCAUUGUUUCCCUUUGUCAUUGCUCUACUUUUAGGCAUUUUCACCUCAUUCACUCAUUUGUUUUUUAGCUUUUAGGUCUUUGCAUUUAACCAAAUACUCGUGUUCAUUAAUUAUAAUGGACACCUGGUUUAUUAGGAAUGAACUUGUCUUAAAGGUAUCCUAAUUGUGACAUUUGUGUUAAUCCCUACAUAAGGGGAAACACUGACGUUGUUUUGUCAUGGGAUUAUGGCAGAAGUGAAUGGAUCCGAGGCUGUUUGACAGCGAUUGCUAACAUGUCACUUGUAGUCUAGAUUUUCCAUUAUGGCUGGCUGAUGACUUUACUGCAGAAGGGUUUUCGUAACUGGAUUAUUAGCAUAAUAUUGUUAAACAAGGUAGCCUCACGCCGAAAAACUGCAGAUGAAGGUGUUUUUCAAUCUUCUUUGUUUUAACUUAAGCUUUUUGGAAGAAUGGGGUUAACUUAUUAGACAUACUUUAGAUUGCCUUGCUUUGGGGAAGUUCCUCUGACUGUAGCUGUCUAUUCUACUGCAUUACUGUGACGUGUGAAUAAUAAUCGUGAAGCACCACGUGCUGUGCACAUUAAAACAGCACCACUACAUUUUUCUCAGACAGCAUUAUGAAAUUUGAAACCUCUGUAGCAUUAGGAACCCAUUGCAGUGCCACUUUUUCAAACUCUCAUAUUGAAAUUGCACAUUACCCUGAAGCAGGCAGAUCUCCUACAUUAAAAGCCUUGGGGGAACUUUGAUGACGCUUCUGUCAGUUAUGACAAUUAACAACUUAAUCCUUCAGUGUAGUAAGUAAGGAACCACCACUAUUGCGAUAAAUUGUGGUUUUACAUGUCAUGAAGUGAAGAAGCUUUUACGAUAAUGAUUUGUGUUCUACAUCUACAGUCCGGACCCCAUUAUCGAUACAAUCUAGUCAUUAACUUAAGCCACUGUCAUUUUAUUUUGGUGAUUUUCUUUUUUUCUGUAAUAAAUUGUUAUUUAAUCUGUUUGAAGUAUCUUGAGUAGAACAUUGUCUACAUAGAAUAUGUACAUAUAUCAGUAUUCAGUCAGGCUGAGCAAAAUGUAUUUUGAGUCUAAAUGACAAUGCAUUAUGAAUCUGUGUAUGCUUUCUCAUUGACCUUUUACCCAAUAUGUGUUCCCUGAAUUGUUUUGUGUUUGUAAAUACGGAACAAUUGUUUGAGUGUAAAGUUCUGGGGUCGUAGGUAUUUUUUCAUGUUACAGAAUAUUUUUUCUUUUUCUUUUGAUACUCUGUACCCAUAUAUGGAUGAGUGUGAUUUUUAUUUUUAUCUCUCCCCCCAACCCC
Pelobates fuscus (common spadefoot toad) is the source of this 6593-nucleotide messenger RNA. It is a transcript of the gene EPS15, whose product is annotated as epidermal growth factor receptor pathway substrate 15. NCBI's taxonomy places the organism in Eukaryota, Metazoa, Chordata, Amphibia, Anura, Pelobatidae. Gene Ontology annotation, molecular function: protein binding; calcium ion binding. The transcript is spliced from 25 exons. Gene Ontology annotation, cellular component: cytoplasm; plasma membrane. Gene Ontology annotation, biological process: endosomal transport; endocytosis. Bases 50 to 2995 code for a protein of 981 amino acids. The record is from RefSeq and is a predicted model, not a curated record.